AGUGCGGCUUCGAAGGCAGGAGGAGCCCCUGCACGCGCAGCUCUCUGCCUGCCCCUCUCUCUCUUCGCUUCCGGCGCCUCCAAAAGACACUACCUGGCCCCGCCCCUUGCGUGCGGGGCCGCGCCUCGUGCCGGACAAUAGCGGGUCUGCCGCAGCCGAGGGAGGGAGAACAGGGAGGGGAGGGACUGCGCGGACGCGUGUGUGUCUCACCCAAAUCAGCCCGACGCCGCAGUUCGCAGCCACCUGGGCCCGCUCGCGGAUGCCAAUGAGCGGCGGCAGGCGGCCGUCGAGGCUGCGGAGCUGACUGGGGAGCCCGGAGCCGAGACUCGCCGCUUCUUCUUCCCUUUUUUUCUUCCUCCUCCUCCGCGGCAGCCGUUUCCUUUCUCGAGACUUCGUUCCUUCUCAGCCAGCCUGCAUCGGAGCCCGUGGAGCGGGGUGGCUCGGGGGUGCGCUUGAGGUCUCGCUGCCCAUCUUGCCCCCUUCCCAGUACCGGGACAGGUGAGGGCGGUGGGCCGGGCCUCGCCUCGGCCUGGCUUUUGCGGACAGCCCCGGAGGCGAGGUGGCGCCGGCGGUGCUGCCUCCGUUUCAAUGGAAGUAUGUUACCAACUGCCGGUGCUGCCCCUGGACAGGCCGGUCCCGCAGCAUGUCCUCAGCCGCAGAGGGGCCAUCAGCUUCAGCUCCAGUUCCGCGCUCUUCGGUUGCCCCAACCCCAGGCAACUUUCCCAGAGACGCGGGGCGAUUUCUUAUGACAGUUCUGAUCAAACUGCAUUGUACAUUCGCAUGCUAGGAGAUGUACGAGUAAGAAGUCGGGCAGGAUUUGAAACAGAGAGAAGAGGUUCUCAUCCAUACAUUGAUUUCCGUAUUUUUCACUCAAAUUCUGACAUUGAAGUUUCUGUGUCUGCAAGAAAUAUCCGAAGGUUACUGAGUUUCCAGCGGUACUUAAGAUCUUCCCGUUUCUUCCGUGGUACCACUCUUCCAAGUUCUUCAAACAUUUUAGAUGAUGAUUAUAAUGGACAAGCUAAGUGUAUGCUAGAGAAAGUUGGAAACUGGAAUUUUGAUAUCUUCCUCUUUGACAGGCUAACAAAUGGAAACAGUUUAGUCACCUUAACCUUCCACCUGUUCAAUCUCCAUGGACUUAUAGAACACUUCCAAUUAGAUACAAUGAAACUCCGCAGAUUUUUAGUAAUGGUUCAAGAAGAUUACCACAGUCAAAAUCCAUAUCACAAUGCAGUUCAUGCUGCUGAUGUGACUCAGGCCAUGCACUGUUAUUUAAAGGAACCGAAGCUUUUCAACUCAUUAACUCCAUGGGAUGUUCUGCUCAGUUUAAUUGCAGCUGCCACUCAUGAUUUGGAUCACCCAGGUGUUAAUCAGCCUUUCCUUAUUAAAACGAACCAUUAUUUAGCAACUUUAUACAAGAAUACCUCAGUACUGGAAAAUCACCACUGGAGAUCAGCUGUGGGGCUGUUGAGAGAGUCUGGAUUAUUUGCACACAUGCCCCUAGGAAAUAGGCAACUGAUGGAAAGCCAGAUAGGAGCAUUGAUUCUUGCCACAGACAUCAGUCGGCAAAAUGAAUAUCUGUCCUUAUUUCGCAGUCAUUUGGAUAAGGGGGACUUAUGCUUGGAAGAGGAGAACCAUCGCCAUCUUAUUCUUCAGAUGGCUCUGAAAUGUGCUGAUAUUUGCAACCCCUGCCGGACAUGGGAACUGAGCAAGCAGUGGAGUGAAAAAGUAACAGAAGAAUUUUUUAAUCAAGGAGAUGUAGAAAAAAAAUACCACUUGGGUGUGAGUCCAUUAUGUGAUCGACAGACAGAAACCAUCGCCAACAUCCAGAUUGGUUUUAUGACCUAUUUGGUGGAGCCAUUGUUUGCAGAAUGGGCAAGAUUUUCAAACACCAGGCUGUCUCAAACUAUGCUUGGGCAUUUGGGACUGAAUAAAGCUAGCUGGAAGGGCGUGCAAAGACAGCAGUCCAGCAGCGGUGAUGAUACUGAUCCUGCAUUUGAAGAAAUGGACUCUGAUGUAAUACCUCAGGAACAUCAGCUAUCCUGACAUCAGGAUCUGCUUGACAAACUGCCUCUUGCCCAGUAUCUGCAGGACAGGGUUCGGGGAUAAUAUUUUUUUGGUCUGACUGCCAAGGUUUCAGUAUAAACAAUGCCAGCAUUAUUUAUUUCCAAGUUUUUUCUUUUGAUCAUUUGAACCCAGUUUUUGGUUACAAGAUCUGAACGUAGAGCAAUAUGCAUAUACACCUUGGUUGGCUUUUGCAUGGAACCUUGAAUAUGCAAACCAGAGGCAUGGUUGAACUUAUGGGAAAAAGAUAAGAUGUCUUGUUACGUGCCACAUUUUUGUUUUUAAAGAAGAAGUUUAAAAUAAGGCCUUCAGAGUUACCACAGGACACGGAUAACCACUCCCUUGGACUUUAGCAACUCCAUUCAGUCCUUGUCCAAAAUGUGGCAAUGUGAAGUGGCCGUUUUUGGCUGCCUCUGACAAGAACUGAUGUUUACAAAUGUACCUGGAAACUAUAGGUUCUAAACUAACGUUUGUGCAUGGCUGUGAAGAAACCACUAACUUUAAAACAACAAAAGAUCAAAUCUGAAACUGCAGCUCAUUUUCCUCUCACUAAGAGAAAAGCCUGCCAUGUCAUAAUUUGGCUAUGGUUUGGGAAACUGAGAGUUUUAACACAAAGCUCAGCCAAGUUUCAACUCCAGUGUGGAAUGGGACCGCAAGAUGAACAGGCAGAAAAUAUUUCUGAAUCUUGGGAGGGGAGGCGGGAUGGGGUUGAGGAGAGGAAGAGUCCUAAUUUGUGUGAAGAUCCUGCAGUGAAAACAUUGCAUGUUGUUUUCGCUAUCGACACUUGAACUGCACAUGCAAGAAACAAGGUGGAAUGACUACGAAACACCAGAAACAGCUCAGGGUAUUUGCCAAUCUGAAAUAUGGUGGGAUGGGAAGUGUGUCCUUCAGAACAAGGGUACAAAUGCCCCUUUCGCUGCAGUGUGCGUGCGUGAGUAUGUGAGUGUGAAUAUUUAGGGGGAGGUGGGUGGGUAGGUGGGGAAGAUGGGAAGGAGCUGACAGGCAAGGUUUUUUUAUUUAUUGUUUUUAGAAUGUGACAUUUUCAUGAGCAGCCACAUGGGGGGAGGGGAUUAAUAGGUUGCUACAGCUGCCUUAAACUAUGCACAAAGCUAAGUGACCAAAUUUUGUUGUAGAUUGAAAAAGUGCAUUGUUUACUUAUUCCUCCCUCUGCUGAAAUGUUACCCUUUGUUGGGUUUUUUGAUGUGAAAAGGAGAAAUGUUUUUAAGGACAAAUUUUAAGGACUAAUUUUUAAACUUCAAGCAUUCCUUUUUUUGUAAUUUGUUUUUUUUACAUUGUUUUAAGUACUGUAAGCACAACUGUAAUCUAUUUUGAGAAACUGGUGCUUUCUUUUUGUUCAUUUGUAUUUCCCUUGUUCUUACUGUAAAGACUGUUUAUUCCAUUCUGUUUACAGUUUGCAACAGCCAUUUUUGGGAGAGAGCUUCAGAGUAAAGCCAUUGGUUAGAGGCUUUGCCAUACUCAUUUUAAUGUGCCUGUUGCUGUUAACCUUUGAUUAAUAAAAAAACUUUUCACAUUA
Molecule: messenger RNA, 3595 nt
Organism: Sphaerodactylus townsendi
Lineage: Eukaryota; Metazoa; Chordata; Lepidosauria; Squamata; Sphaerodactylidae
Gene: PDE7A
Product: phosphodiesterase 7A
Exons: 13
Coding region: 589-2043 (484 amino acids)
Molecular function (GO): 3',5'-cyclic-AMP phosphodiesterase activity
Source: RefSeq, a predicted model, not a curated record